Molecule: messenger RNA, 1249 nt
Organism: Grammomys surdaster
Lineage: Eukaryota; Metazoa; Chordata; Mammalia; Rodentia; Muridae
Gene: Arr3
Product: arrestin 3
Exons: 16
Coding region: 1-1146 (381 amino acids)
Biological process (GO): G protein-coupled receptor internalization; visual perception; signal transduction
Molecular function (GO): G protein-coupled receptor binding
Source: RefSeq, a predicted model, not a curated record
AUGUCCACAGUGUUUAAGAAGACUAGCUCCAAUGGGAAGUUUUCCAUCUACCUGGGGAAACGAGACUUCGUGGACAAUGUGGACACUGUGGAGCCCAUUGAUGGAGUAGUCCUUGUUGACCCUGAGUACUUAAAAGGUCGAAAGAUGUUUGUCAGGUUGACAUGUGCUUUUCGAUAUGGCCGUGAUGACUUGGAUGUGAUUGGUCUGACCUUUCGCAAAGAUCUCUAUGUACAGACCAAGCAAGUGGCUCCAGCUGAACCCACCAGCAUCCAGGCACCCCUCACAGCCUUACAGGAGCGGCUUCUGCACAAGCUUGGAGCCAAUGCCUAUCCUUUUACACUUCAGAUGGUUGCUAACCUGCCCUGUUCAGUAACACUGCAGCCUGGGCCUGAAGAUUCAGGAAAGCCCUGUGGGGUUGACUUUGAAGUGAAGAGUUUCUGUGCAGAAAAUCUGGAAGAGAAAAUCUCUAAGAGUGAUUCUGUGCAGCUGGUGGUACGGAAAGUGCAGUUCUCAGCCCUGGAACCAGGCCCUGGUCCCUGGGCACAGACCACUCGCAGCUUCUUUCUGUCAUCUCAGCCCCUACAACUCCAGGCCUGGAUGGACAGGGAGGUUCAUUACCAUGGAGAAGCUAUUUCUGUACAUGUUUCUAUCAACAACUAUACCAGCAAGGUCAUCAGAAGAAUCAAGAUUGCAGUUGUCCAGAUCACAGACGUUGUCCUGUAUUCACUAGACAAGUACACGAAGACUGUGUUCAUUCAGGAGUUCACAGAGACAGUAGCUGCUAACUCCAGCUUCUCCCAGACCUUUGCAGUAACCCCACUCCUGGCUGCCAACUGUCAGAAGCAGGGCCUGGCACUGGAUGGCAAACUCAAGCAUGAAGACACUAAUCUGGCCUCUAGCACAAUUCUUCGACCUGGAAUGAACAAGGAGCUUCUGGGGAUCCUGGUGUCCUACAAAGUUAGAGUCAACCUGAUGGUGUCCUAUGGGGGCAUUCUAGGAGGUCUGCCAGCAAGUGAUGUUGGUGUGGAGCUGCCACUGAUCUUGAUCCAUCCAAAGCCAUCUCAUGGCACGAGAGCAGUGGCUACCAACUCGGAGGACAUAGUCAUUGAAGAGUAUAUGCAGCAGAACAGCCAGACACAGAGCUAGAAAGCUCCAACAGCAGACAGAGUUAAUAAGAAGAGCCGAUAGCCUCUCUCUGAUAAUUCUGUGUGGAAGCCCCCACUGCAACACUCUAAUAAAUCGAUUUGUC